ACUGCUAUUGUGCCUAUGCUCACAGACAUCAUGUCUAUGCUCCCAUAAACCAGCGUGAGCCAGCAACAGGAAGUGUGUCGUGUCUGCUGGGAAUAUUCCCCGACUGAAGAUCUAUCGCUGUUCAUAUAUUAGUUAUUUAAGAGCGUGAGCAUGGCCCCUAAGAGAAGAGCGGCUUCUGCUGCCAAGCAGGGGAAAAAGGUGAAGGAAGAGCCCAAGGAUGCCUUCACCUCCGCAAAAGAAGCGCUCCUGGCUGCGGGGCAACAAGCUAAAGGCAAAAGGAAGAUGGAUGAGCACUGCUCCGUUUCUUCAGGAGAGGUGUACGAGGACUACGACUGCAUGCUCAACCAGACAAACAUAGGACACAACAACAACAAGUUUUACGUCAUCCAAGUUAUACAAGCGAACAACUCGUACUACACAUGGAACAGAUGGGGAAGAGUGGGGGAAAUGGGACAAAACAAACUGACUCCGUUUGCUAAGCCUGAGUUGGCUGUGAAGGAUUUUGAGAAGAAGUUUAAAGACAAGACAAAGAACAGCUGGGGAGAGCGGGCGAACUUCGUCUCUCACCCUGGGAAGUACACACUGAUUGAGGUGGACGGCGAGCAGGAUGCUGAGGUCAAGGUGGACACUGUUGAUGGAAGAGCAGUGAAAGUCUCCCAAAAUGUCCUGCCGUGCACUCUUGAUGGAGCUACACAGAAACUAAUCAAGCUCAUUUUCAGCAACGACAUGUUCAAGGAGGCGAUGGAAUGCAUGAAUUUAGACAUCAAGAAGAUGCCUUUGGGUAAGCUCAGUAAGGUACAGAUUGCAAAGGGUUUUGACGUUUUGGAGGAGAUCGAAGCUGCAAUGAACCAAAAAGGUGGAAAAGGACGCCUGGAAGAACUCUCAUCGAAGUUCUUCACCACAAUUCCUCAUAACUUCGGCAGGAACAGACCGCCAACCAUCAACACCAAAGAGAUUGUCGAACAGAAGAAGGAGAUGCUUAUGGUGCUGGCAGACAUUGAGCUCGCCCAGACACUGAAAUCAGAAACGGAGAAGGCUCAGGAAGAGAUGAUAGAGAAAGUUCCCCAUCCUAUCGACCAAGACUACAUCUCUCUUAAAUGCAAGCUCUCGUUGCUGGCUAAAAGUACAGAAAUGUAUAAGAUCAUCGAGAAAUACACGACGGCGACUGCAGGGGACUAUCGGAAGCCAAAGAUUGUCAAUGUUUGGGAAGUGGAUCGGGAGACCGAGGGAGGACGCUUCAGUGAGAACGACAGUCUGGAGAACCGCCGCCUGCUGUGGCAUGGCACAAACAUAGCAGUGGUGGCAGCUAUCCUCAAAAGUGGUCUUCGGAUCAUGCCCCACUCAGGGGGCCGUGUUGGCAGAGGGAUCUAUUUUGCCUCGGAAAACUCCAAAUCCAUUGGUUACGUGCAUACCUCAAAGAACACUGGAGUGAUGUUUCUGAGUGAAGUGGCUCUUGGCAAAGAGUUCACCAUUACCAAAGAUGACCAUACUUUGAAGAAGGCUCCUGCAGGUUAUGACAGUGUGGUGGCACGAGGCAGCGUUGAACCAGAUCCGUCCAAGGACAUCGUCAUCACCAUUGAAGGAAAGGAGGUUACUGUUCCUCAGGGAAAGGCCAUCAAACAGCCCCAGUAUGCCAAGAGCAGCUUUUGUCAAAGUGAAUACCUGAUCUACAAAGAGAGCCAGUGCCGCCUUCGCUACCUACUUGAGAUAGAAAUAAAUGAUUAAUUAGUCUGCAUUAAUUCAUUGAUUAAUGGGAUUUUGCAGGUAUAAGGUCUAGUUAUUGCAGCAAUAGUGCAUAUACGUAAAUGCCUCUUUCUGUUCUGUGCCUUAUAAUCGUAUGCAUGACCCAUAGAAUGUACUUUGCUUUUGCACAUAUUUUAUUAGAUAAAUAAUAACAAUAAUGUUCCCUACUCUAUAAAAGAUGAUGAUCUUUCUUAAUCAUUUUGUCAUUCUUAGUUCACCAUGCUUAGAUGCCAAAGGGUUUGUUUGCACUGUGGGGGUUUUAAAUGAUAUCCUACAACUUUUUCGUAAAAGGUUAUAUGUUUACUUAAGGAUUGGCAUUCAGAAAAGUAUAUUUCAAAACAUACUAGAUGUAAAGAUAUGCAAAAGUUGUACUUCCUCAAGGUUAGCUAACAAGAGGUGAAAAAACAAGGAAUUUCUGUUUGGAACAUUUUUUUAGAGAUCAUAAGAAAGCGUGUGACAGAAGGGUCUCUUUAAAAAAUAUGACUUUGAGUUAUUUGGAAGUGAUUUCCAGCAUAGGUUUGCA
Molecule: messenger RNA, 2266 nt
Organism: Fundulus heteroclitus (mummichog)
Lineage: Eukaryota; Metazoa; Chordata; Actinopteri; Cyprinodontiformes; Fundulidae
Product: poly (ADP-ribose) polymerase family, member 3
Cellular component (GO): site of double-strand break
Molecular function (GO): NAD+ poly-ADP-ribosyltransferase activity
Source: RefSeq, a predicted model, not a curated record